This is a messenger RNA of Scleropages formosus (Asian bonytongue), 1232 nucleotides long. RefSeq names its product pdgfa associated protein 1b (gene pdap1b). The coding region runs from base 145 to 681 and encodes 178 amino acids. The record is from RefSeq and is a predicted model, not a curated record. Lineage: Eukaryota; Metazoa; Chordata; Actinopteri; Osteoglossiformes; Osteoglossidae. The transcript has 6 exons.
CGAAUCCACGGACAGCCCAUAUGGUGUGCUGCAUGCUGGAUUUUCCCGACUGUCGUUUGUGGAGAAGCAUUAGAGGCACAAAGCGGUUUUUUGCUCAUAUUUCCUUUCACUUGACUGUAUUUAGUAAUAUUAAACGGAAGCAAAAUGCCUAAAGGAGGUAGGAAAGGGGGUCACAAAGGGCGCAUGAGGACGUACACAAGUCCAGAAGAGAUUGAUGCACAGAUGAAGGCUGAGAAGGAACGUAGGAAGCAAGAUGAGGAGGAUGAUGAAGCAGUAAAUGAUGGUGAAGCAGAAGAAAAGCGACAGGAGUCUGGAUCUGAAGACAGUGAAGACGAAAGCUCUCAGAAAAGAAAAGGGGUGGAAGGUCUGAUUGACAUUGAGAACCCCAAUCGAGUGGCCCAGAAGUCAAAAAAAGUGACAGAAAUUGAGCUGGAAGGGCCCAGACAGCUUUCCAGAAGGGAAAGAGAAGAAAUCGAGAAGCAGAAGGCUAAGGAGAGGUAUAUGAAGAUGCAUUUAGCUGGCAAAACGGAUCAAGCCAAAGCGGACCUAGCACGUUUGGCCAUCAUACGAAAACAACGGGAAGAAGCGGCGCGCAAGAAAGAGGAGGAGAGGAAAGCAAAGGAAGCAGUGGCUGCAGCAGCUGCGGCAGCCAAAGGACUUCAUACCCUGUCUCUUAAAUGAUAGACACCAUGUGAGGGGGACACGCACCUGCAGUUGUGGACUGAGGCAAAAUACAAGUCUGCUUAUGUCAUUUUUCUAAUCCGAGGCCACCUAUCGAGAGGAUUUAAUGUGUGUUAUAAUUUAUGGCCAUUUGAACCUUGUAGAUGAGAGGCAUUAUUCUGUGGGUUUCGUGGAUUUCAUGCCCGACCGCAGCCAACGGUCCUGCCCAGACUCUGCUCUUCUGUUUGCCUUUGCGAAAGUUUCGCAAGGAAUACCCUCUUCAGUCUUUAAAUCACAAGACAGGUUAUAUAUCCUCAUCUGUUGCUGUUCCGUAUUUAGUGGAUUUUUAUUCACAUCUGCCCUAUUUCAAUGAGUGUGAACUAUAAUGAAUUUUUAAUGUCAGUAUAUCAAUAUUGCGGGAUAAUAAUUUAUAAUACAUACUUCAGAUAUCUCGUAUCAUUUUCUUCCUUUGAUAAGAACAAGAUCAUGGGAGUUGCACGCAAACAGCAACCCGCUACGCGACACUACGUUUAAAAUGGAUACAUGCUGUUAAAUAAAGAGAAAACGGGGGA